Hypanus sabinus (Atlantic stingray) is the source of this 2127-nucleotide messenger RNA. RefSeq names its product E3 ubiquitin-protein ligase DCST1-like. The coding region runs from base 304 to 2127 and encodes 607 amino acids. Lineage: Eukaryota; Metazoa; Chordata; Chondrichthyes; Myliobatiformes; Dasyatidae. The transcript is spliced from 16 exons. The record is from RefSeq and is a predicted model, not a curated record. Gene Ontology annotation, cellular component: membrane.
CGGCUGCCGUUUCUUCUCUUCCGGGGCCGGGAGGUCAGCCGGGAGCCGCCGGAAGCAGGGGCAGGCCGCCUCCACGCAGUCCCGCAGGCGUUGCCGGCGCCCUUUGCUGGCCGUCGAGGCUCGCCAUUCCUUCAGCCUGGAGAUCCGGUCCCGCAGCCAGGUGCGCAGCCGUCUCCACGACUGCUUCAGCCUCCGCCACUGGAGCCGGCCCGGCGGACGCGGCAUCGUCGUUCGGUUCGCUCUCGGUCUGUGAGGACGGAGAGCAAGGGGAAGGAUGUGGAGGCUUUGGAGAGGGUCACCGGGAUGCUGCCUGGAUCAGAAGCCAUCCAGCAUUAUCUCAGCAUUUUCUGUCCUUCAAACUUCAAUCGUUUCCUUUGGAGUGAGCCCUCGGAAUUCCGGAUUUCCAAGAUUUUCUUCGGCUUUGCGAUUGGAGCAAUAUUUAGUAUUGGUUUCUACUUCCUUGUUGUGGACCGGCUGGACCUUUACGAGGAGAACAAGAUUUAUAUCCUCUAUGGAUUGUCCAGUGUCAUGGCUUUGGGCUGGAGUAUCUCAGCAUACUACCGGUGUGCCAUUCUGGUCAUGUUGCCGAACAUGCUGGGUGGGGAAGGCCGUGGGAUCCUGCUCCUGCUUCUCAUCAGCGCCAUCAUGGAAGGGCCCGUGUCGAACAUCGAGAAGAACAUCGAGGUGGUGAGUGAGUCCGUGGGCUGCACCGUCGAGCUUCAGAUUAACCACACCAAGCUGCUGUGGAAGAUGAUGCUCUUGCCCAUGAAGAACAUUAUCCUCAACAUGAUGGAUGACAGCCAGAAAUUUGGCAAAGGCACCAUGGAGGUAAAAACAUCUUUCAGUGAGGUCAACAACCAGAUCAUCUCAAACGAGGGCUUUGAUAUCUCCGAGGAGCAGAGCAACACGGAAAGAAACAUCACCACGCAGAAGCUCUUCGAACAGAACACAAAGAAGCGUUGUGAAGUCAUUGUUACAAAAGCGAUCCGUCGUUGCAAGCUGUGGUUCGAGUCGAAACACAUAGCGUGCCUCGACAAAAUACCUAUCCCUAUCUUCAAUCACCUCUUCUGCGUCCCGAUGGUAUUCGAUUUUAUGUGUAACAUCAUGAAAGCGAUGAACCCUUGGUGCAAGGACCGGGUCCCAGUGGACUCUAACUUUGGCCAACUCUAUGAUAAAGUUAAUGGCUCAGUGGAGAAGCUAAACCAGGACUUCACUGCUGAAAUGGCUGUCAAUACAACAGAGCAGGAAUCUAUAUUUGGUGCCAAUGUAACCAGAGCUGAAAUUACUCAGACUGUGCAUGAAGAGCUAUUGAAGAAGAGAACCCUCUUGGAGAAAUUCAUUUCCGUGAUCAAGCUAUUGAUAUCGUUCUAUUUUUUCAUCCUCUUUAUCUCAGCCUUUCUGUACAUCUAUAAAUUCAACAAGGACAUCCGUUAUGACAAUAUUUACAUCAGUACGUACUUUCGACAGAUCGAUGCCAGGCGCAGGAUCAUGGAUCGAAGAUACCUGCUGCCUUUGAGGAAGGCGGAACUACGUGAUGUGAUAUUCCCCUGGCAACUGAGAUUCCACUCUGAAGAGUUGAGAACCCUGGUGAUAGGAAUUGUACAGUAUAUUCCAAUAAUCCUGGUUCUGAUCACGCUCUUUGUCCUUGACUGGCUGCUGUUCACAAUGCUGGACAUCAUUCAGAGGCACAGUUACUUGGAGUACAACUUCAGUGAGAGCCACCAUUUGGAGAUCGAGGUUCGUGGGAACUCCACCCUGGCCAACCUAAUCCGCAGAGCCGUUGUCGCCUUCAACAACACCAUUGACAUAAAGACAGUGUCCAACAACUUGCACUGUCUUCCCAAGCCACACAAGAUGAAGCAGUCCAGUAUAUACCUCACCUUACUUCCCAUGGCCGGGAUCAUCCUCUUCUGCUUCCUGCAGGUCUACAGCUACCGACUACGCAGAGUUAUUGCCGCUUUCUGCUUUCCCAAGCGUGAGAAGAAGCGAGUACUGUUCCUCUAUAAUGAGUGGCUGCGGAAGCGGAUCACGUACGCUGAGACCCAACGGAAGAAAAUCAUUAUGCAGGCCCGCAUGAAGCAACUACGGGUAAGUGAUGGCCAGAAAAGUUUACCCUCAACUCUGUAA